Ctenocephalides felis (cat flea) is the source of this 959-nucleotide messenger RNA. RefSeq names its product allatostatin-A receptor-like. Bases 42 to 959 code for a protein of 305 amino acids. Gene Ontology annotation, biological process: neuropeptide signaling pathway. Gene Ontology annotation, cellular component: membrane. The transcript has 4 exons. Gene Ontology annotation, molecular function: G protein-coupled peptide receptor activity. NCBI's taxonomy places the organism in Eukaryota, Metazoa, Arthropoda, Insecta, Siphonaptera, Pulicidae. The record is from RefSeq and is a predicted model, not a curated record.
AACAAAUUUGUUUGUCCCCUGUGAUCCAAAAAACGUCCAAAAUGUUGGCGUCUUGUACCAACGGAACUUUAGACUUAGAUGCUCGUCUCUGCCACAACGAUUCCCUUUGGCAGAACGUCUCCGACGAUUCUGGCAUAGACACAUGGGCAAUUCAACGUAUAGUAUCCACAGUAGUCCCUAUUUUCUUCACCAUCAUCGGCCUGGCUGGACUUCUAGGAAACGCCCUUGUGGUCCUAGUGGUAGCCCUUAAUCCUGGCAUGAGGAGCACCACUAAUAUCCUCAUCAUCAAUCUGGCAGUAGCAGAUCUCUUGUUUGUGAUAUUUUGUAUCCCUUUCACUGCAACUGAUUAUGUCCUGACAGCCUGGCCCUUUGGGGAUUUGUGGUGCAAGAUUGUGCAGUAUCUGAUUGUGGUGACUGCUCAUGCAUCGGUCUAUACUCUGGUUCUGAUGAGUUUGGAUAGAUUUUUGGCAGUUGUCCAUCCUAUUGCGAGUAUGUCGGUUAGGAAUGAGAGGUAUGCCCUAAGGGCUAUCCUUUUGACGUGGACUGUGAUAUUGACGACUGCUAUUCCGGUGGCGCUGUCGCAUGGAGAAGUCAGAUAUUCCUACGGAAACGAAGGCUACUCUUCGUGUGUUUUCCUAGAAUCGGCAGGAUAUUCUAGACCUGCCUUUCAUAUAUCAUUUUUUGCCUCUUCUUAUGUAAUGCCUUUGACUUUAAUAUCAUUUUUAUAUAUGAGGAUGUUGGCAAGGCUUUGGAGAGGACCUAUGUCUUCACAUCAUUACAGGGGUAAUGGAGGCAGUGCCGUAGGGGCAGCAAGUUCGAGGGAAUCACGGAGGGGUAAAAGGCGAGUGACUCGCCUUAUCAACAGGUCGCCUUCGUCCGACGCCCACACUGCCGUCGAUUUUACUGAAACUCAACAAGUUGUGGUUUCUGCACUUUUAAUUUACCGAUUUUUUAAUUAA